Kockovaella imperatae is the source of this 903-nucleotide messenger RNA. Its product is annotated as Isy1-like splicing factor. The coding region runs from base 1 to 903 and encodes 300 amino acids. The record is from RefSeq and is a predicted model, not a curated record. Gene Ontology annotation, cellular component: catalytic step 2 spliceosome; post-spliceosomal complex; post-mRNA release spliceosomal complex. Gene Ontology annotation, biological process: generation of catalytic spliceosome for second transesterification step; mRNA 3'-splice site recognition. The transcript has 4 exons. NCBI's taxonomy places the organism in Eukaryota, Fungi, Basidiomycota, Tremellomycetes, Tremellales, Cuniculitremaceae.
AUGGCGCGGAACUCUGAAAAGGCUCAGUCCAUGCUCUACCGAUUCCGUGAAUCCCAAGCCAUCGAGAUGGGCAUGGGAAACCGGAUGAAGGGAGAACGCAGACCACGUAUGGCCAGUAGUGUAACAUCGUUGAGGGAUUGUGAGAGGUUUAGAGGGGAUAUUUUGAGAGAGAUUAGUCGAAAGGUGUCAAAGAUUCAGGAUGCGACAUUGACGGACUAUCAAGUCCGAGAUUUGAACGAUGAGAUUAAUGGGUUGAUGCGUGAGAAGAGGCAUUUUGAGAAUCAGAUUGUUUCUUUGGGCGGUGCAAAUUACAAGCGAGGGAAUCAAGCCAUGUUGGACGAGGAUGGGAAAGAGGUACCAGGGACGAGAGGAUACAAAUACUUUGGUCGAGCGAAAGAUUUGCCAGGGGUCAAGGAGAUGUUUACAAAAAGCGCUCAACAGGCUACGGAGGAAUCUGCGAGAAACGCUUCGUUCCAAAUGUUCCGGCAUCAAGGACCAGAUUAUUACGGGGAUGUGGAUGAUGUGGAUGGAGGCUUGUUAGAAGAAGAGGACAAGCUGGCGAGGGAGGAAUGGGACGCCGCCGUGGCGAGGACAUCGGCGACACUGUCUGUGGACGGGACGAUACCGUACCCCUUGGAUCCGACAACUAAAGCGGGGACGAAGCGGAAAGCCAAAGGCAAGCCAAAGAGUCGAAGCAAGCGCAAGACGGGAGAGAACGAUGCAAUAGAGGAGGACGAAGGGGAGGAGGAUGGGGAGGAUAUCAGCGCGGCCAUUUCUGCAACGUUUGGAGGCGUGCUAGAUGCGCAGAGCCUGCACAUGCCCGAGGUGCCGACAAGGGAGCAAAUGGGAGAGAUCUUACUGGAAGUGAGGAAAAAGGCAUUGAGAGAGGAGUAUGGUGUAUAG